AGGCCAGGGCAGCCCCGCCCCAGGGGCAGGCGCUGUUGGACCUUGCAUAAAGGCAGGGUGUCGGGCAGAGCCGGACAGCCAGGAAGAAGGGCAAAACUUGGUGAGGCCUCAGGCCUGGUGGAAGUCUCCAUGCCCUGAGACCAUGCCUGAGCUCGCUGUCACCCAGAUCCCAGCCCUCCUGCAUCUGAGGAUGGACUCAUUUGAAGACAAGCUGCGGCAGCUGCGGGAGGCCUUCAACUCGGGGCAGACUCGGCCGGCUGAGUUCCGGGCUGCACAGCUGCGGGGCCUGGGCCACUUCCUGCGUGACAACAAACAGCAGCUGCAGGAGGCACUGGCUCAGGACCUCCGCAAGUCAGUCUUUGAGUCGGAGGUGUCUGAGAUUGCCAUCAGCCAGGCUGAGGUGGACCUAGCUCUCAGGAACCUGCGUUCUUGGAUGAAGGACGAGAAAGUGUCCAAGAACCUGGCCACACAGCUGGACUCAGCCUUCAUCCGGAAGGAGCCCUUCGGCCUGGUGCUCAUCAUUGUGCCCUGGAAUUACCCCUUGAACCUGACACUCGUGCCACUGGUGGGGGCCAUUGCUGCAGGCAAUUGUGUGGUACUCAAGCCCUCAGAGACCAGCAAGGCCAUUGAGAAGAUCCUGGCUGAGGUCCUGCCCCGCUAUCUGGACCAGAGCUGCUUUGCUGUGGUGCUGGGUGGGCCCCAGGAAAGCGCCAAGCUGCUGGAACACAGGUUCGACUACAUCUUCUUCACAGGGAACGCUUAUGUAGGCAAGAUUGUCAUGGCCGCUGCUGCCAAACACCUGACGCCCAUCACCCUGGAGCUGGGGGGUAAGAACCCCUGCUAUGUGGAUGACAGCUGCGACCCCCAGACCGUGGCCAACCGGGUGGCCUGGUUCCGCUACUUCAACGCUGGCCAGACCUGUGUGGCCCCCGACUACAUCCUGUGCAGCCAGGAGAUGCAGGAGAGGCUGGUGCCUGCCCUGCAGAAUGCCAUCACGCGUUUCUAUGGAGACAACCCACAGACCUCCCCCAACCUGGGCAGAAUCAUCAACCAGAAACACUUCAAGCGUCUCCAGGGACUGCUGGGCUGUGGCCGCAUGGCCAUCGGUGGCCAGAGUGAUGAGAGUGAUCUGUACAUUGCCCCCACAGUGUUAGCGGAUGUGCGGGAGACCGAGGCUGUGAUGCAGGAGGAGAUCUUCGGGCCCAUCCUGCCCCUGGUGACUGUGAGGAGCCUGGAUGAGGCCGUUGAGUUCAUCAACCGGCGGGAGAAGCCUCUUGCGCUGUAUGCCUUCUCUAAGAGAAGCCAGGUGGUCAAACAGGUGCUGGCCCGGACCAGCAGCGGUGGCUUCUGCGGGAAUGAUGGCUUCAUGCACAUGACCCUGUCCAGCCUUCCUUUCGGAGGAGUGGGCUCCAGCGGCAUGGGUAGAUACCAUGGCAAGUUCUCCUUUGACACCUUCUCCAACCAGCGUGCCUGUCUGCUGCGCAGCCCAGGGAUGGAGAAAAUCAAUGACUUCCGCUACCCACCCUACUCCAGGCGCAACCUCAGGGUGCUACUGGUGGCCAUGGAGGAGAGAAGCUGCAGCUGUACACUGCUCUGAGCGGGGCUGCCAGCCACAGCCCUCCCUGGAACACAGCUGCUGGGGAAGAGGCCUGUCAGGGCCCAGGCCACAGAGCAGUUUGCUCAGCCCUUGUCCGUGCAGCCCUCUUCCUUCUGGGGCUUCCCUUUUUGGACCUUUGACUGUUCUGAAUGGGAUAGGCUGAGGGCAGGAAUGUGGGAAGGGGUGUCCGUCCCUUCCAGUGCUAGCCUUGGAAUCUGGGAGAAAAUGUCAUGUCCGAACUACCCACCUUCUUGCAGCUAGUGCCGCGGGGAAGCAGUGAUGGCUGGCACAGGCCACAUUCCCUGACCCCCAUGUCUGAGUCCUGUGAGCUUCGGUUUUCUAUCUGCACAGUGAAGAUGAAUUAACAGCCUGUGGUCGCAGGGAGUAUUAAACUCUUGAGGGCUGACCCCAAA
Psammomys obesus (fat sand rat) is the source of this 2010-nucleotide messenger RNA. It is a transcript of the gene Aldh3b1, whose product is annotated as aldehyde dehydrogenase 3 family member B1. Gene Ontology annotation, molecular function: aldehyde dehydrogenase (NAD+) activity. Lineage: Eukaryota; Metazoa; Chordata; Mammalia; Rodentia; Muridae. The transcript is spliced from 11 exons. The coding region runs from base 143 to 1597 and encodes 484 amino acids. The record is from RefSeq and is a predicted model, not a curated record. Gene Ontology annotation, biological process: aldehyde metabolic process. Gene Ontology annotation, cellular component: cytoplasm.